CCUGCAUUUCGCACGUCUCGUUGGAGACAGUGGAUCGGAUCAGACGAGUCGAGUAUAUAGAUCUGGCAAUACUGCUCCCGCCCAAAUCUAUUUCUACCGGGGAGCCAGCCCCUAAGAGGUUCCGCAUAGACGAGGAAGGGGCACUUUCGGUGACAAGCGCACCGAAAGGGAAAAUUGAGAACCUUGCCACGUGGACCGAGGCAUGGUCUAUUUUUAGCCUGAUCGCCAUCCGCGAUCAACCUCGCUGCGCCGCUGCACUGAUGCAGCACCAAAUACGCAUGGUACAGGCAGCCGGGAAGUACCGCUUCUCGGCAGUCGUGGACUACGACACGCGGGCACGCCAGGCCCUGUCAAAGGACCCAAGCCGAUCCCUGGCGGAGCUCGACACGGAGCUUUUCGCGACGUGUUUCACGGGUCAGGCCCUUCCCAAUUGCAGCAUUUGCAAGAAGGUGGGGCACUUGGCCGGAGCGUGCACCUCGGCCUUUCGCGGCAAGCAGGCGAAAGAGAGUGCAAGCACUAAAUCAACCGAAAUCUGCCGCCGUUACAAUCACGGCGCCUGCAGCGGCCCAUGUCGCUUUCGACACGCCUGCCUCUUCUGCUCAGGCUCGCACGCCGUGUCAGCCUGUCCAGCCAAGAAAUAAGAACGAACAGCAAUCAGCCCCGGCACCACUUUCUUGCAUUCACCCACCCCCUAACACCCCUAUGAACAUUGCUGCAUUACACCCCAACACCCCUAUCAAUAUUGAUGCAUUACACACUGAAUUGCUGGCGCACCCUAAUCCUGCAUUUGUUCAUUCUCUAAUUAGCAAUUUACGUGCCGGCUGUCGUAUUGGGUUCACCGGACCCCGUGAUGUGUCCGUACGCAGCCCGAACUUGUCUUCAGCGGCAGCACACCCCGAGGUCGUCGACCAGUACCUGGCCACGGAAUGCAGUCGCGGCCACACCGCUGGCCCCUUCAACGCGCCGCCAUUCGUCCAUCUGCGCACCUCUGGCGUAGGUGUGGUCCCCAAGAAGUCGGGCGGCCACCGGCUCAUCAUGCACCUGUCCGCCCCCGAUGGGAACAGCGUCAAUUCGUUCAUUGACAAGCAGGCCUAUCGUUUCUCCCUAAUUACGAUUGACACGAUAGCAGACCACGUGCGCAGGACGGGCCCCGGAGCCCUCCUGUCAAAGGUGGACCUGAAGCACGCUUUCCGACUCUGCCCCGUGCACCCUGACGACUGGCCGCUCCUCGGCAUGUUAUGGAAGGGCAACUACUAUUUCGACACUGUCCUGCCAUUUGGCCUACGCUCCGCUCCCAGUCUGUUUAACUGCCUGGCUACCGCCCUAGAAUGGAUCCUCCGUAAUAACUACAGUAUCCCUGCACUGGAGCACUAUUUGGAUGACUUCGUAUCAGUGUCUCCAGCAGCCGAGUCUGUCACGUCCUCUGCGGCCGCGACCCACAAAGCCACUAUUCUGCAGGUCUUCGCAAAACUGGGUGUCCCAACAGCAGACGGCCCGGACAAAGUUGUUGGCCCCGCCACCUGCCUCACAGUGCUUGGCAUCGACAUUGAUUCAGCGGCAGGGGAGCUGCGGCUCCCAGCCGAUAAGCUCCGUACAUUGCGGCAACUCCUAGCAGCCUGGGCCACCCGGCCAUCAGCGUCCAAACACGAACUCCAGUCCCUCGUUGGCCACCUGGCGUUCGCCGCCAAGGUCGUGCCAGCCGGUCGUACGUUCACUCGCCGCCUCAUCGACCUGUGUUCCUCAGUCACCAGCCCUGCCGCGGACGUCCGCCUCACCAGCGAGGCUCUCGCCGACAUCAAAUGGUGGCAGGAUUUCCUCCCACUAUGGAACGGAAAGGCCCUCCUACGCGACCCCGUAUGGUCAAAGUCCCCGGACCUGGAAUUGUUCACCGACGCGUCUGGCAGCGGUUUCGGCGGCUUUUACCAGGGUCGUUGGUUCGCGGGCACAUGGUCAGCGGCGCAGCAGGCCCCACCGUACACGUCCAUAAUGUGGAGAGAGAUGUGGCCCAUCGCCAUCGCCUGCCAACUCUGGGGCCCCCACUGGGCACAGAAGAAGAUCCUCCUGCACUGCGAUAAUUCAGCAGUGUGCACCGCCUGGGAGUCCGGCACAUGCCGACACGCCGGGGUCAUGGCACUGAUACGCAGCACCAUGCAACUCACCGCUCGCCACAACUUCUGCCUGCUCGUCCGUCACAUCGCCGGCGUCGACAACAGCAUCGCAGACGCACUCUCCCGGGCCCAGUUCCAGCGCUUCCGCCGUCUGGUUCCCGACGCGGAGACUGCCCCAUCGUCACUCGCCAGUGCCCAAUCCGACAACAGAUAGUCGCAUCCGUCUGCAGCUGGCCAGGCGCCCCAGCCGCCAAUUCAAGCUCCCAGCAAUCCCAGCUACCACUGCGCGGGCUCGCCGUACGUCCGUAGUCCCCCCAGCCCAGCAUCUCGCAUCUCUGCUCUUUUCUUGUUGUUUUGUUUACCCUACUCUACUAACCCACCUACAAUUUCCGCUGGCAAUGAUCCAUGCCCUCGCCGGGGC
Molecule: messenger RNA, 2529 nt
Organism: Sycon ciliatum
Lineage: Eukaryota; Metazoa; Porifera; Calcarea; Leucosolenida; Sycettidae
Exons: 1
Coding region: 703-2322 (539 amino acids)
Source: RefSeq, a predicted model, not a curated record